Messenger RNA from Apus apus (common swift), 3828 nucleotides. RefSeq names its product mitochondrial fission regulator 1 (gene MTFR1). The coding region runs from base 1189 to 2202 and encodes 337 amino acids. NCBI's taxonomy places the organism in Eukaryota, Metazoa, Chordata, Aves, Apodiformes, Apodidae. The record is from RefSeq and is a predicted model, not a curated record. Gene Ontology annotation, biological process: aerobic respiration; mitochondrial fission. Gene Ontology annotation, cellular component: mitochondrion. The transcript has 8 exons.
UUCUUCCUAUUUUUAAAGUGCAGCAGAUGCAUUGUGAUCAAAGAUACAGUCCAGUGGCUUGUCUAAGGGAAGAAUAAUAGAUGCCUCAAGGAAGAAUUGACCAAGUAGGUGGUUAUGUUCCCUAACAGACUUUUCCAGCUUUUCCGUAAGUAAUUCCACGACUUAUUAUGUAUGACUGUAGCUUGUACUCAUGGCUGUUUGGUAGGUAGCACAUUAGUCUUCCCUGUUCUUUCCCUUAUAACAAUUCCAGUUUCCAUUCUAAUCUUGUGUUUGGUUGAUUCACUAAUUUUAAAAAACCCUUUUUCAUCUUAUAUUUUCUAGAUUAGUAGUUUCUUCCUAGUUUGUUUAGAAGCAAAAGAAAAUCCUGUUAGGAGGUGUCUUUUAAUUUCAGUGGUGAUGAGAAACUAAUACCAACUUUUAUUUUUAUUUUUUUUAAGCCUGCCAAAAAAAAAAGAAAAAAGAGAUAGCUGUAGAGUUGCACUGUUCCUGCCAAGUUUCCACAAGAAGCAGGUUAUGAGUAAGGAACUGUAAACUGUUGAAGAAAACAUUUGUAAUGGAAACAGUUACGGUUUAACUGUAAUGCUUGUGGGCACUUCCAGACGGCGUAGCCCUUCCGGCUCCUCACUUCCAGGCUUGCCAAGUACCCGUACCUUGCUGUUACGUUGCUUUAGUCAUCACUCUCUCUGUAUAGUGGCUUCAGCAACACUGUUGCUCAUCCUACAAAUAGUGUUAUUCAAGUGUGAUUCAACAGAGUGUUGUUUCUAGCCUGAUACACAAACCAAAUGUAAACCUAAAUCUGUGGCUUCAUUUUUGGUUUUUGGUGGCUACACUUCUCGGUGGCAUCCAAGUUAGGACUGGUGUAGAACACAGUUAAAGAAAAGCUACACUGUUAUAAAAACAUCCUGAUUUAAGUGAAUGGUAGUUCAUAUAAAUAGAUGCAGUAUGAAAUCUGUCCAACUUUAUAAAUCGCUUGAAUAUUUUCAGGUCCCACAUCUAUGCUAUUUCCUGUCAUUUUCUUCUAUUAGUCAUUUCUCCAUGUUUCCUGUCUCUCCUCAGUUGUGGGAAAAAACAAGGAAACAACAAAGCAGUCAUAGAAUAUGAAUUACAAGAGAAGUACUAUGGAACCUCCGCAGCCCUGUAGGUUUGGAAGGCUUAAAUCCAAGUUUGGAAAGGCUUUUUCCAUUCCAAAUGAUUUGCUGGCUUAAGCGCUUAAUUAGGAUGGCUUUUGAACAAGCUGGAUUGAACAUGGAAUCAGUUCUUUGGUCAAGCAAGCCUUACGGUUCAUCUCGAAGUAUUGUAAGAAAAAUUGGUACUAAUCUCUCUCUCAUACAGUGUCCAAGAGUUCAGUUUCAGCUUACUUCUCAUGCCACAGAAGGAAACCAUCCUAACCAGCUUAGAGAAGAUGCAGUGGCCUCCUUUGCAGAUGUGGGAUGGGUUGCUCAAGAAGAAGGUGAAGACUCUACCAGGCUCAGGUCAGAAGUUUGGUCAAAAACAGCCCAGCCUCUUUCAAGUGAGCGACAUAAUUCUGGGAAGUCCCUGUGCAGACAGAUGUCCUUACAAAACCCGUUGGAAGAACCAGUGUCCAGGAGCACAGCAAUCGCCAAUGAGGAAGCUCUACAGAAGAUCAGUGCUCUAGAAAAUGAACUAGCUACUUUGAGAGCACAAAUAGCCAAAAUUGUAAUCUUGCAAGAACAGCAGAACCUGACAGCAGUUGGGUCAAGUCCAGUUGCUUCAGCUGCAGCACCUCCACCACCACCUCCUCCUCCUCCGCCGCCACUACCACCCCCUCCCCCAGGAUUACAACGAAGCGUGUCUGCAAUUGAGCUGAUUAAAGAAAGGAAAAACAAAAAAACGAACUCUGGACAGAAUCUGACAGAAAAUGGGCCAAAGAAGUCUGAAAUACCAAAUAUGCUAGAAAUCCUCAAAGACAUGAACAGCGUGAAAUUACGCUCAGUGAAAAGAUCAUCAGAAGGUACAAAACCUAAAGUGCCUGACCCUACAGAUCCUGCAGCAUUAAUAGCAGAAGCCCUCAAAAAGAAAUUUGCUUAUCGAUACCGAAGUGACAGCCAAAGUGAAGCAGAAAGAGUGAUUCCAAAGACUGAAACAAAGACAAAGACUGAGACAAAGACUGAAGUAGUGCUGUUUGGGCCGCACAUGCUGAAGUCUACAGGAAAAAUGAAGACUUUAAUUGAAAAAUCUUAAUGUAUCAAGAUUACUACGUGAAAGACUGUUCAGCUGUGUUGCUUGAAAUCUUUUAUGUUGCAAAUAGCACUAGUACUGAGUGGUCUCUUACAACACAGGGAAAACCUAAUGUGGAAUUGAGGCACUAAACAUGUUUGUAUGUGCAUUUAUCAAGGGGAAUUAAUUUGGCCGUUAUACUCAGGUAUUAAUUUUGUAUUCAAACCUGGCUGAUCUACUCAGAGUUACUUGGUGGGUUUAGUUUAUUAACACUAAAUUAUAUUUACACAACCUUCUUUGUGCAUAACUGACCAUCUUAAAAUUUUGUGUACGUGUUAAUAAAGAUUGUGAUAACAUCCUUGUCAAUAGUUAUUGGAGCUCUAACUAUAACUUGCACUACAGUGUUUAGUUUGAUGCUGAAUUGUUCAUGUCAAAGUCUUUCUUUUAAUUUUAGCAAAUUUUUAGCCCAAAGAAAACCUGACUGCAUUCUGCUUCCUACUGAAAAUGAAAACUUAAAUAUGCUGCAGAGGUCACCUGGUAUGAGACAUAAGUAAUAGCACAUUUUCAUGCCAGGCUUUUUUUGUUGUUUGGGUUUUUUUCUUGUUUCAAAUGAGCUUGCAAGGGUAACAGCACAAAGCCUACUUGUAUCAUGCUGUGGCCAAGAGGAAGAGUGCAUGACAAGUGAGUUAAAUCAUGCUGUGGGAGCCUCUGUGAACAGGAAGUCCAGUGUAUUUGAAAGAACCAGUAGAUAGCAGCAGAGUAAAAUAAGAGCUUGUGUUAACCAGCACAGAAGUGGUGUGGGUAACAAAGGCACAAAAUGUUGUGGGGUGCAAGUUGCCAAAAGUGUAUUGCUCAUUUCAGCUGUGCUGAGAUGCUCAUGGAAACCUUUUUAUCCCCAGCUGUCUUGGGUCCCUUGAUGGGUUUCCAGCAGCUGGGAACUGCACAAUCCCUCAUGGUGCUGUUUGCAGGGCAGAGGGAGCCUAUGCUGUGGCACAUAACCUGUGUUCCAGGGGGGUGGGGUCAUCCCCCUGCACCUAUUCCCUGCCGGGCCACUGCAGAGCUAGUUCACUAACUGGCCACCUGAGCUCACAUCUCCAGCCACAGAUGGAGAAAGGGCUCAAGCUAAAAAUAAAAUUCAGGCUGAAAAAAAAAAAAGCUCUUUAGGAACCGGAGAACUACCACUUAGCUGCAUAUUUACAUGAAGACAAGACUUGCUCAGGCCAGAGAUAAUCAUAAAAAAAAAAAAAAAUCUUGAGUCUGGGUCUUUCAGUGUUCUAAGUCGAUCUGGCUGCUGGAAGGAGUACCAGUGCCUCCUCGAGCUACUCUUUUCUAGGAAAAGAAAAAAGCAGCACUUCUUAAAUGAAGAAAGGGGAGUGGCUCUGACUACCUUACUGAAGCUGACUGAAGUUUUGCUGCUUAGAACUGGAAUGUAGCUUUUAUGAUCAAGGAGGAUAUUUCCUGGUGUGAAGCUUCAACUUCUGUUAGGAUGUAGACAAUGUAGCUUCCAAAAUGCUCUGCCACCUGCCUUACUGAUAAGGCCAUUACAUCUUUGUGUUCUUUUAAAUGCCUUGAGAACACCUUUUUAAAUGUUAAAAGUUUUGUAUUUAAUGCUCUGUUGCCACUCUAUGAAAUUAAAAGCCGUUAAAAUAA